Messenger RNA from Calypte anna (Anna's hummingbird), 463 nucleotides. It is a transcript of the gene MRPS18C, whose product is annotated as mitochondrial ribosomal protein S18C. Gene Ontology annotation, molecular function: small ribosomal subunit rRNA binding; structural constituent of ribosome. The record is from RefSeq and is a predicted model, not a curated record. Gene Ontology annotation, cellular component: mitochondrial small ribosomal subunit; ribosome. The transcript has 6 exons. Bases 27 to 422 code for a protein of 131 amino acids. Gene Ontology annotation, biological process: mitochondrial translation. Lineage: Eukaryota; Metazoa; Chordata; Aves; Apodiformes; Trochilidae.
UUAUCGGUAGGCGCCCAGCGGGAAAAAUGGCGGCGCGGGUGGUGGGACUGACGGGCAGACCCUGGUGGCGCUUGGUGCCCGCCGCGCUGUGGGAGCGGCCGCACCGCCUGCAGCACGUUGAGCUGCCCGGCAGCUCCGAUCAGCCCAUAACAAUGGAGAACCCCUACAAAGAUCCUCCUAAAAGAUGUGUCUUAUGUGGGAUAAAAGUGGACUACAAGAAUGUGCAGCUUCUUUCCCAGUUUGUUUCUCCACACACUGGCCGCAUUUAUGGCAGGCAUAUAACAGGCUUGUGCAACAAGAAGCAGAAAGAAGUUUCAAAAGCCAUUAAAAGAGCUCAUGUAUUGGGAUUCAUGCCCGUUUUGUACAAGAACCCAGUAUUUCUCACAGACCCCAAGAUCUGCAAUAUCAAAUAUCCAGAUUAAUACACUAUAAAGAAAUAAACAGUUAAAAGUUUUCAUGUUUA